This is a messenger RNA of Oncorhynchus mykiss (rainbow trout), 2940 nucleotides long. Its product is annotated as rod cGMP-specific 3',5'-cyclic phosphodiesterase subunit beta-like. Gene Ontology annotation, molecular function: protein binding; 3',5'-cyclic-nucleotide phosphodiesterase activity. NCBI's taxonomy places the organism in Eukaryota, Metazoa, Chordata, Actinopteri, Salmoniformes, Salmonidae. The record is from RefSeq and is a predicted model, not a curated record. Gene Ontology annotation, biological process: signal transduction.
CCCAAGAUGAGUGCGACAAAGGAAGAUGUUGAAAAGUUCCUGGAUGGAAACCCGGCUUUCGCCCAGGGCUACUUCAACAAGAAGCUCACACCAGGGGCCCUCUCAGUGAUGGCGGGGAUCCCGGAGUCCAAUGUGGAUUUUGGGAUGUUACAGGAGCUGAGCCAGAUAGAGGAAGGCCAGAUCCUUUUCGACCUGAUCAAAGAAAUGCAGGAGAAUGUGAACAUGGAGAAAGUGGUGUUCAAGAUCCUGAAGAGGAUCGUCGCCCUGAUCCAAGCUGACCGCUGCAGCCUGUUCAUGUACCGGGAGAGGAACGGCAUCGCGGAGCUAGCCACGCGUCUUUUCAACAUCACCACAGAGUCUGAGCUGGAUGACUGUGUGGUUCACCCUGACCACGAGAUAGUCUUCCCCCUGGACCUUGGGGUGGUGGGAAAUGUGGCCCAGACCAAGAAACACAUCAAUUUGAAAGAUGCCAAUGAGAGCAGUCACUUCAGCUCGUUUGUUGAUGACCUGACAGAGUACAAAACCAGGAACAUAUUAGCCUCGCCUAUCAUGAACGGAGAGGAUGUGGUGGCUGUGAUCAUGGCCCUGAACAAGACCACUGGACCCCACUUCACCACUGAGGAUGAGGAUCUUUUUCUGAAGUAUCUCAGAAUAGCCUCUUUGAACCUGAAGAUUUACCAGCUGAACUACCUGUACAACUGUGAGACUCGAAAAGGACAGGUCCUGUUGUGGUCCGCCAACAAGGUGUUUGAGGAGCUGACAGACAUUGAGAGACAGUUCCAUAAAGCCCUGUAUACAGUGCGGGCAUACCUGAACUGUGACAGGUACUCUGUGGGCCUACUGGAUAUGACAAAGGAGAAGGAGUUCUUUGACAUCUGGCCAGUGUUGAUGGGAGAUCAGCCCCCCUACGCUGGACCUGUUACUCCGGAUGGCAGAGAAGUCAUAUUCUACAAAGUCAUUGAUUAUAUUUUGCAUGGAAAAGAGGAUAUCAAAGUUAUUGCGACUCCCACUCUAGAACACUGGGUGUUGUGUACUGGAUUGCCCACAUAUGUAGCCGAAACUGGUCUUAUAUGUAACAUCAUGAAUCCCACAACAGAGGAGAUGUUCAAGUUUCAGUCAGAGCCCUUGGAUGACAGUGGUUGGACCAUAAAGAAUGUGCUGUCCAUGCCAAUUGUUAACAUGAUGGAAGAGAUUGUGGGCGUGGCUACAUUCUACAACAGGAAAGAUGGGAAGCCAUUCGACCAGCAGGAUGAGGAGCUAAUGGAGGCUAUGACUAACUUCCUGGGCUGGUCCCACCUCAACACAGACACUAAUGACAGGAUGAAAAUGAUGGAGAACCGGAAAGACAUAGCCCAGGACAUGGUUCUCUACCACGUCAAGUGCCGUGAUGACGAAAUACAGACAAUCCUGAAAACCAGGCAGUAUUUCAACAGAGAGCCCUGUGACUGUGAAGAGGAUGAGUUUCUGCAGAUUCUGAAAAAAGAGCUACCCGGCCCCAAGAAGUUUGAGAUCUACGAGUUUGGGUUCUCUGACUUUGACUGCACAGAGCUGGAGCUGGUGAUGUGUGGGAUCCAGAUGUACUAUGAGGUCGGAGUGGUCAAGAAGUUCCAAGUUCCACAGGAGGUUCUGGUGCGUUUCCUGUUCUCUAUCAGCAAAGGCUACAGGAAAAUCACCUAUCACAACUGGCGCCACGGUUUCAAUGUUGGGCAGACUAUGUUCACACUGUUGACGACAGGGAACCUGAAAAGGUACUACACAGAUCUGGAGGUGAUGGCCAUGAUCACAUCUGCUUUUCUCCAUGAUAUCGACCACAGGGGGACAAACAACCUCUACCAGGUGAAAUCGGGUAACCCACUAGCCAAGCUUCACGGCUCGUCUGUCCUGGAGAGGCAUCAUCUAGAAUUUAGCAAGUUCCUUCUGGCAGACGAGUCCUUGAAUAUCUACCAGAACCUCAACAGAAGACAGAACGAGCAUGCCAUCCACCUCCUGGACAUUGCCAUCAUUGCAACAGACUUGCAACUCUAUUUCAAGAAGCGAACAAUGUUCCAGAAGAUUGUUGACCUAUCAAAGACCUACGAAGAUGAGAAGAAGUGGGUGGACUGGAUGUCACUGGAGACGACCAGGAAAGAGAUUGUCUUGGCCAUGAUGAUGACAGCAUGUGACCUGUCAGCCAUCACUAAACCAUGGGAGGUGCAAAGCAAGGUGGCGCUGUUUGAAGCAGCUGAGUUCUGGGAGCAGGGUGACUUGGAAAGGGAAGUUCUUGAAAAACAACCCAUUACUAUGAUGGACAGAAACUGCGCUGGCCAACUGCCCAAUCUGCAGUGUGGUUUCAUUGACUUUGUCUGCACAUUCAUCUACAAGGAAUUCUCCCGCUUCCAUCCGGCCAUCCAGCCGAUGUAUGAUGGCCUCCUAAACAACAGGAAGGAGUGGAAGGCCAAGCAGGAAGAGUACGAGGCCAAGCAGGCCAUCCUGGAAGCCCAGUCAGGGUCCAAGACGUGCUCAGUGUGCUAGAGCCCGUUUUGGAGGUCGAUCACUCCAGGAUACAUCACAGCCACACAGUCUUGCUGCCGGCCGGGGCAGGGCCAGCCUCACUUCAGAGCAGCUGUGGAAAAACAGCCUGCACUCACAGCAUCAGAGCCUUGGAGAAGAGCCAGAGGGACUAUUUAGCAGCCACGCAGAAAAGCAGUUGGACCUGCUGGUUACAGACCCAUGUUGGCACAUUAUGGACACAACAGUCAAGUUUCUUCCUUCAGUUGAAGGGUAGUUGUCAUUAGUUGCAUUGGCAAAUCCACAAUUUAGAAGUUACCCCUGUCAAUAUGUUUCACGACCUUCGGAGGAAUCCUGCAAGUAGACGUGUGGAGAGUAUGCGUCUUAUGUACGCUAAGUUCCUGAAGGUCUUUAUCAACCAAUUUAAGGAACAAGAAAUCACUCAAUUCUGAA